This is a messenger RNA of Girardinichthys multiradiatus, 1625 nucleotides long. RefSeq names its product TNFAIP3-interacting protein 3-like. The transcript has 10 exons. The record is from RefSeq and is a predicted model, not a curated record. Gene Ontology annotation, biological process: cellular response to lipopolysaccharide; regulation of transcription by RNA polymerase II. NCBI's taxonomy places the organism in Eukaryota, Metazoa, Chordata, Actinopteri, Cyprinodontiformes, Goodeidae. Bases 119 to 973 code for a protein of 284 amino acids.
AUUUUUUGUACGUCACGGGGCUGCAUGAUUAAAUGUGAACGGCACAGGCGACUCUCAGUGGAAAGACAGGCGCUUAAAGAGACACCUACACGCUUUAAAGACGCCUCAGAAUUACAGCAUGUCUGUGCACAAAAACACAGGAGACGGUCCACCUGUGAAGACGUCAGAGGCCCCAGAACACAAACAGACCCACAGACUGUAUCCAACAUUGCCAAAUAUAAGCAGGUAUGAGGUUUGUUUGCCUCUCGGCUUCACUGGGGAGAAUCAUUGGACAGCUGCUGAGCGACAUAAUGUGUUGAAAGACACACAGUCAGAAGAGCCAGUAAGAGGUUAUAACACCAUGAAAGAACAGAUUCUCAUCUUGGAGCAGCAGAAAAAAGAGCUUCUUGCUAUUAAUAGUAAGUGGGCAAAAGAGUACAGAACAAUGUUGCAGUAUUACAAGAACAAGGUCUGGUUGUUAAAAGCAUUAAAACAAGAUGGUCUCUCUGAAGAGGAGAGAAGUGAUGAAGAAGAGAAACCUGUCACAUUUUGUAAAAAGGAAAAGGUCCAUACAGACACCCAGCUUGGAAAAGAUGAAGUUAGAACCAAGUUACAAACUUCAGAGGAGGAAAUUGAAGAGCUGCGAGCAAAGAAUCACUUUCUGACCCUGAGGUGGCAGCAUCAACAGGAGGAGAUCAGGCGGCUCAACAAGGUCCUAAAGGAGACUCUUCCGAGAUCUCAGCCUCUUGAGAUGAGCAGUGAAACACUAGAAGACAUCUGGAAACAUCAGGCUGAAGUCUACAAGGAGGACUUUCUGAGAGAACGGAAGGACAGGGAGAAGCUGAAGGGGGAAAAUCUGGAAUUAGAGAAGCGGUGUAAGAAGGUUCACAACGAACUAUGUUUCUUCAAAUCUCAGCUGACAUUGGAGCACCCAGUGCAACACCCAGUGCUCCACCGCUGUUCCGGUACGAAUCGAGCCAAACAUCCAGACUAGGAGCAGCAGCACAUUCAGCAACAAGGAAGCUGAACUUUUAGCAGCAAGACUGAAACUUUUAGAUUUUCCAUGACGCUAUUUCAGUGCAUUUCAUUGGAGAUGGCAAACCUGACAAAAUAGCCUAUAGAAGGACUAUCUGCAGCAGCUUCAAGUUACUGAAGAUUUAUAAUUUAUUUCACUCUCAAAACACUAUGACUAAUGCAGAUGUCAAGCACAUAUUUUAAGUGUCUGCAAAAAGAAAGAAUAAAGCACAGCCUCUGCUUUAAUGCAUUGUAAUAAGGAAAGAAAAUUCAAGCAAUGCUGUAACUACAACUUAUAACAUCUGACUUUGUAUACACUAUUGAUGUUUAACAACCUUUCAUUUUGCAUCUAAAAGUUGUGAAAAAAAAAGAAAACAAGAAAAACAAGAAAAAGCACAUAGGUAUAAGUUUUAUUUUAUACAGUAUAUUUAUUUAUUUGGUUUUAAUGGAUUUAAUGGCACCUGUGUUGCCUAUAGGUGUUUAUUUAUGAUGAACAUAACAUAGGGUAGGCAAGAAUAAGCUUUGCUUCUGCUUAUUCCUUUUUUGGUAAACUGUGGGUUUGUUUAUUGUUAUAUAUUUCUUUCUCCUUUGUUUGCUGUGGACAAUUUACCAAAAUAAAGUAAAGUAAGUAA